Molecule: messenger RNA, 2281 nt
Organism: Pundamilia nyererei
Lineage: Eukaryota; Metazoa; Chordata; Actinopteri; Cichliformes; Cichlidae
Gene: creb3l4
Product: cAMP responsive element binding protein 3-like 4
Exons: 10
Coding region: 387-1655 (422 amino acids)
Biological process (GO): regulation of transcription by RNA polymerase II
Cellular component (GO): nucleus
Molecular function (GO): RNA polymerase II cis-regulatory region sequence-specific DNA binding; DNA-binding transcription factor activity, RNA polymerase II-specific
Source: RefSeq, a predicted model, not a curated record
UGUGUGUGUGUCUGUGUGUGUGAGAGAGAGAGAGAGAGGAGGAGGAGGAGCACCGCUGAUGAAGAUCCGGAGCGUUUGUACCGGAAACGACAACAGCAGAGCUCCGUGUGUCAGCUGUGAGUAUCCUCUGCUGCUCCUCCGGUCCGACCGGGACCGCGCCUGGAGAGUGCUGGAAAGUUUUUGAAUGGCACACAAAGAGGAAGAGUGAGAAAAGUACUGAGUUUAGAAGUACUCUGUUACAGUAAAAGUACAGGAGUGUGCUGUGCGGUUAUGAGAAGUCACAAGUGUCACUGCAGGUGUGACCAGUGGGAGUCUGCACAUGCUCAGUUCGACCCUCUCCUGGGUAGACAGUAGGAGCUUGGACCAUUUGUUUUGGAGGUAAGGUGAUGGAUGCAGAGAGCGGGGAGCUGUUUCUCGGCGUCAUGGCAUCCGGGAGCUGGCAGCUCGACGGUCCGUUCUCCUCCUCAGAGCUCAUCCCGGCCGGCUCAGAGAAACCCCUGCAGGACUGGGCGGUGGACCCCGAGUGUAUUCUCAAUGACAGCGACUCCGAGGACGUCCUCCACGCCGUCAAUCCAAACGAGGUGUUUCCCAGCGGGCCACCGGCUGACCCGUCAUCAGAGAGCGACAGCGGGAUCUCCGAGGACCCCGCCAUCGAGAGUCCUGUCACCACGGUGACUGCAGCGGGCACCCAGCUGGCGCCAACGACAGUUUACCAGCUGGUUUAUGACAUCAGCGGGCUGGACGGUGCUAAGACUGGAGCUGGACAGGAGAACAUCAUCUCCAUCGAGCUCGAUCAGUGGAGCUCUCAGCUGCUGCUGUCGGACUCGUGCGUCGUGAGCGAACUACCUGUGGUUUCGGCGCCGCGGCUUGCCGUCCCUCCUCCCAGCCUCGACGACGACCUGCUGUGCCUGGAUCUUCAGCUGACCGAGGAGGAGCAGAAGCUGCUGACCCAGGAGGGCGUGUCGCUGCCCAGCAACCUCCCCCUCACCAAGGCCGAGGAGCGAAUUCUGAAGAAGGUCCGGAGGAAGAUCCGCAACAAGCAGUCGGCUCAGGACAGCCGGCGGCGGAGGAAGGAGUACAUCGACGGGCUGGAGAGCAGGGCGGCGGCGUGCUCGAUGCAGAACAAAGAGCUGCAGCGGACGGUGGAGCAGCUGGAGAAACGUAACAACUCUCUGCUGGCUCAGCUGCAGCAGCUUCAGUCUCUCAUCAAGCAGACGGUCAGUAAAGGAGCCCAGACCAGCACCUGCCUACUGAUCAUCCUCGUCUCUCUCGGUCUGAUCAUCCUGCCGAGCUUCAGCCCGUUCAGCCGCCACCGUGCAGACGACGACUACAGACCCACAGGAGUGAUUUCCAGAAACAUCCUGACGGAUCCGUCGUCCUCUCAGCCGACCUCAGACGACGCCUACGGUGCGACGUCCCUGCAGUCUGAGUCCCCCGCUCUCAGCCAAUCAAAACCUCCUGAGGGAACGUCGAAUCUCCCAGAACCAACAGAAAACCACGAACACGCAGCCGCAGACGGUACGGAGGGGAGCCGGUCGGGAAACGGCUCGGUGGUUGCUGCCGAGCAGACGGAACCCGGCGCCCUCGGCCAGAAGUCGACAGUCCGAGGAGGACGGCGCGAUCAGGCCAAACCGGGACACGCCGAUGAGAUGUAGAAACCGGACUUCCUGUUUUGAAGGAAAAAAACCCGACCUGCCCAAUCGAUCAGCUGAUCGGUGCUGAUUUAUGGUGGUGGAUUUCAAAUGAUCAAAAACACCAGACGGUAUUAUUCACGCCGAAACAAACCCUGUUAGCAUCUACGGACAUCCAGCACGAAGGUGAAGGUUCAAACUCGCCGUGGCUUUUCACCGUCGCCUGUUAGCAUGCUAAGUCACGAGUACGCCAAAAGUCUUUGUUUGUUUAAUAAAUAAAAGGUUUUCUUCACAAAUAUGUGAGCAAACGUUACUUGUUUGAGUUGCAGCGUUGCUCACACGCCACGUAAACGUGUGGAUGUUAGCAGCGCGGUGCGGCGACCGCUUUUCUUUUUCUUUCUGGGAUGAAAAAUGAAUCAGUUGUGACGUCUGGAGUGAUUAUUGCCAAGUUUGAUUUUUUCUUGUAGCGUGUCCUGAUCAUAAAGGAGCUAAAUCAUCUACAAACUGCUGCGAGGAGCUCGUGCACCUUUGUGACACGUGGUGACCUCAUCAUUUCAGACUUUGGCCACGCUGAAUGUGCAGAGCGCCCCCUGAAGUGAAACGUGUGUAAAUGUCUUUCUGGGUGAAUUAAACUGUUUUUGCUGAUCUCA